Messenger RNA from Arachis stenosperma, 1650 nucleotides. RefSeq names its product guanine nucleotide-binding protein subunit beta-like. Gene Ontology annotation, biological process: G protein-coupled receptor signaling pathway. The record is from RefSeq and is a predicted model, not a curated record. Gene Ontology annotation, cellular component: cytoplasm; heterotrimeric G-protein complex. Gene Ontology annotation, molecular function: protein binding; signaling receptor complex adaptor activity. Bases 159 to 1313 code for a protein of 384 amino acids. Lineage: Eukaryota; Viridiplantae; Streptophyta; Magnoliopsida; Fabales; Fabaceae. The transcript has 6 exons.
CUCAGGUACUGCUGCUUCUUCUUCUUCUUCUUGACUUCUUCCGAUUUUCUACUGAAGAAGAAGAACCCAUCAUUCGAUCCACAUAAAUUUCCUAACUUGCAUUCAUUGUGAACAAACUGAACUUGUAUUGCGCUGUGAAAAAUCACAUUCACAUUCAUAUGUCCCUUUCUCAACCCAAAAUGUCCGUUGCUGAGCUCAAGGAGCGUCACUUAGCUGCCACUGACACACUCAACAAUCUCAAACAACGUUUAAACCACACACGCCGUUCUUUGCUUGAUACUGAUCUUGCUGGGUAUGCGAGGUCUCAGGGUAAGAGUCCUGUGACUUUUGGACCCACCGAUCUGGUUUGCUGUAGAACUUUGCAGGGACAUACAGGAAAGGUGUAUUCAUUAGAUUGGACGUCUGAGAGGAAUCGGAUUGUUAGUGCAUCCCAAGAUGGCCGAUUAAUCGUGUGGAAUGCUCUAACAAGGCAGAAAAUCCAUGCCAUAAAGCUGCCUUGUGCAUGGGUCAUGACAACUGCAUUCUCACCAACUGGUCAGUCGGUUGCAUGUGGUGGUCUUGAUAGUGUUUGCUCUAUUUUCAAUCUGAAUUCCGCCACUGACAAGGAUGGGAAUCUACCUGUUUCCCGGAUGCUUAGCGGACACAAGGGUUACAUUUCAUCUUGUCAAUAUGUUCCAGAUGAAGACACUCACUUAAUUACUGGUUCUGGUGAUCAGACUUGUGUUCUAUGGGAUAUUACAACUGGCCUUAAAACCUCUGUCUUCGGAGGUGAAUUUCAGUCUGGACAUACUGCAGAUGUACUUAGCAUCUCCAUUAACGGCUCCAACUCAAGAAUAUUUGCAUCUGGUUCUUGUGAUGCCACUGCUCGAUUAUGGGAUACUCGUGUGGCAAGUCGAGCUGUUCGGACAUUCCAUGGGCAUGAAGGAGAUGUUAAUUCAGUCAAGUUCUUUCCAGAUGGAAAUAGAUUUGGUACUGGCUCAGAUGAUGGAACAUGCAGAUUGUUUGACAUUCGGACUGGACACCAACUUCAAGUAUAUUGUCAGAAGCACAGUGACAAUGACAUUCCACCCGUGACCUCCAUUGCAUUCUCCAUAUCAGGAAGACUCCUUUUUGCUGGAUACACAAAUGGAGAUUGCUAUGUCUGGGACACUUUGUUGGCAAAGGUGGUGUUGAAUUUAGGGUCUCUUCAAGACUCUCAUGAGGGCAGGAUCAGCUGUUUAGGUCUGGCAGCUGAUGGAAGUGCCUUGUGUACAGGAAGUUGGGACACAAACCUAAAGAUAUGGGCAUUUGGAGGGCAUAGGAGGAUGGUCUGAGCCAUUGAAGGUGCGGCAAAGACUUAUUGAGUUCCCUUGUUAGGUCCAUUGAUAUGAAAGCAUUAUUGGUGGAUGUGAAUGUUCCUGGAGCAUUCAUUAAAUGUUUCAGAAGCGUGCAAGUGUUUCUCCAUUGUAGGAGAAGAAUAGUGUGGAAUGCGAAGGUUAUAACCUUUUUGCAUUGGAACUAGGGCGACUGAUCAUUUUACCCUUGUGUCCAUUUGUCAAUGUGUGUAAACCAUAAUGGACUUUGAUUUCUUGCCUCUCCAAUGUCAAUGUAGCAUGCAAUACUAUGUAGAAUUGUAUAAAAAUAUUAAAAUCAAAUUUGUUGUGCUGACCA